Aureobasidium melanogenum CBS 110374 is the source of this 384-nucleotide messenger RNA. RefSeq lists its product as uncharacterized. The record is from RefSeq and is a predicted model, not a curated record. Bases 1 to 384 code for a protein of 127 amino acids. Lineage: Eukaryota; Fungi; Ascomycota; Dothideomycetes; Dothideales; Saccotheciaceae. The transcript has a single exon.
AUGACCAUGAGCGGCUCACUCUUCAGCUGGACCGCAUACACAACACAAAGAGGACGACUACCAGCAAUUUUUGGUGGCAAGACACCCGACUUUAUCAUUGAUUUCGGACCGUUCGCAUAUGUUCGCCAUCCUGCCUACACUGCUUAUCUCCUGGGCUGGACUGGAGCCUUGACUGCGCUUGCAGGCAGGAAUGACGCUGGUUGGAGGGUCCCAGCCUUGGCUGUAUGUCUUCUGGGUCUUGUGGGUGUGUACCACACGGGGUCAGAGAUGGAGGAGAAGCAGAUUCUCUCGGGCGAAGAGAAUGAUGGAAAGGUCGACCUCGGUAAGAAGUACAAGGAGUACAUGGGCAAAGUCAAGUAUCAAUGGCUUCCUGGUUUGUUCUAA